Messenger RNA from Frankliniella occidentalis (western flower thrips), 4992 nucleotides. It is a transcript of the gene Art4, whose product is annotated as histone-arginine methyltransferase CARMER. The transcript is spliced from 12 exons. Gene Ontology annotation, biological process: peptidyl-arginine methylation. Gene Ontology annotation, molecular function: protein-arginine N-methyltransferase activity. Bases 110 to 1927 code for a protein of 605 amino acids. NCBI's taxonomy places the organism in Eukaryota, Metazoa, Arthropoda, Insecta, Thysanoptera, Thripidae. The record is from RefSeq and is a predicted model, not a curated record.
UUUGGUUGUCGCGGAGAACGUAUCCUUGAGUGAUCCCAUGAACCGGUGAAGCGAAGUGCUCCACUGCACAGCUUCUUCUUUGUGUUAACCACCAAUAAACAACAAAAUUAUGGCGAGAAAUUUCGAAAGUGUUGUUGUGUCAAGGGUAGAAAGUUCGGGCCAAAUAAUCCAAAAAUAUGACUUCCCGGUUACACUUUCUGCCGAAUACGAUCCACAAGGCUUCACGAUCAAUGGAUACAGAGAUGUUGUUGUUCCAGAGGGCCAGAUGCAAGGUGAACCCUUAUUUUAUUUUGUGCUAUCACAUUCAACGGAAUGUGCCCGAAUGGGUACGCUCAAUUACAUCUUCCAUUUAGAUGACAUGGAGAGUUUGUCUUUUAAGUUCAAGGAUUCUGAUGAGUUGAAAGCUUUCCACACACUUGUGGUUAAAGUGAAAACAGGCAACAAAAACUCUGCAUUUGCUUGCCGUACUGAUGAUUCCUCUGCUAUCCAGUAUUUUCAGUUUUAUGGGUAUCUAUCUCAACAGCAGAACAUGCUUCAAGAUUACAUAAGAACUUCAACAUACCAACGUGCAGUCCUCUCCAAUACUGUUGAUUUCAAAGACAAAAUUGUACUAGAUGUUGGUGCAGGCUCAGGCAUUUUGUCAUUUUUUGUGGCUCAGGCAGGAGCUGCAAGAGUGUAUGCUGUUGAAGCUAGCUCUAUGGCACAGCAUGCAGAGCAACUUGUUCGUGCAAACAACCUUGCUGACCGUAUUUCUGUGGUAGCUGGAAAAAUUGAAGAAAUUGAUCUCCCUGAAAAAGUUGAUGUUAUCAUUUCUGAACCUAUGGGUUACAUGCUGUUUAAUGAGAGAAUGUUGGAAAGUUUUUUACACGCUAAGAAGUGGCUUAAGCCAGAUGGUAAAAUGUUCCCUAGUCGGGGUGAUCUUCAUGUGGCCCCUUUCACAGAUGAAGCUUUAUAUAUGGAGCAAUUCAACAAAGCUAACUUUUGGUAUCAACAGCAUUUUCAUGGUGUUGACCUCAGAGUACUCCGGGAGGCAGCAAUGCGGGAAUAUUUCCGUCAGCCAGUUGUUGAUACUUUUGAUAUGCGUAUUACCAUGGCGAAGUCUGUCUGUCAUGUUGUGGAUUUCAGUACAGCCAAUGAAGAAGAUCUUCAUCUUAUUGAAAUUCCUAUUGAGUUCCAUAUGUUGGAAACUGGAACAGUGCAUGGGUUGGCAUUCUGGUUUGACGUUGCAUUCUUUGGAUCUCAAUCUCCGAUUUGGCUGUCUACCUCACCCUUAGAACCCCUCACACAUUGGUACCAAGUCCGUUGUUUGGUUGAAUCUCCAUUGUUUGUUAAAGCAGGACAACUCUUGCGAGGAAAAGUGUCCCUUGUUGCUAAUCAACGACAAAGUUAUGAUGUAAAUCUCGAAAUGAGGGUGGAAGGAACAACCAUGCGUACUAGCAAUAGCCUUGACCUGAAAAAUCCGUACUUCAGAUACACUGGACAGCCUGCCCAGCCACCUCCUGGCACAGCUCAUGUUUCACCCAGUGAGGCAUACUGGAGCCAUUUAGAUGUUCAGGGUGCACGGCAAGCUGUCAACAUGGUCAAUGGAAUGUCUGUAAAUGGACUUGGUGAAGUGUCCAUGGACACUUCACAAACCAAUAAUCUUAUUGCUCUAGGGUCUCAGCCCAACAUACAUCCUGGGAGUAUAUCUAGCACAGGGCGUCAAAGAAUUGGAACUGCGACCUCCACCCAAGCUGCUCAGUUAAUUGGUGGGGGAAUAACUCCUACACUCUUCACAGCCCAGUGUGGCAACAUGAAUAUCUCUGGCCAACCAACCCAGCUGGUGUUAGGAAACACAACUCAUUAUCCUGUCAACAAUAGCUUGAUGAUUGGAGAUUAUGUUACACCUGGCGUCAACAUCAUGGCUACUCAGACCUUUCGUCAGUAGUUAGUUCCUCACAUCUUUUGAUAAAUACAGAUUAGGUUGUCACCUCUCACACGGCCUUGCCAGUCUCUUCCUUUGCAACUUUUGGACUGCUGUAAUUUAUUGAUGGUUGAAAUGUACAAUAUGUAAGCUUAAUUUGUAGUUAUUCAUUUUACUGGUAUAGUUAUAUAUAUUGACUCAUGUACUUAAAUUAUUGAUUAGUAAUUGUAGAGCAAUAAUGAUGUUAAUCAGUUUUGGAACAUCACUUGUAGUGUGUAUAAAAAGAGUAAUGUUUUGUGCUUUACUCAGGGAUUACUUAAAAUGUAAAUUUGUCUAAUUGGGAGAUAGAUACCAUUGAUUUUAAAUGUGAUUGUAAGAUUUAUGCUAUGCUCUUACAUGAGGCCUAUUGAACGUUGUAACUUCAUGACACUAGACAUCUUUGUAAGUUUAUUUUUGAUAGAUUGGCUUGUUUCUGUUGUAGUGGUAUAUUUAUCUUCCUAUUGUUUAGGAAUCUGAUAAAAUUUUUGAUGAUUUAAGCGGUAUGAAUCUCUUGGUGACAAGAACUCCUGCGUGGAAUAUGUUGCCUCAAAUUCAAAUCCUAAAAGAGAUCACCUGAAAGAUCAGUAUCAAAUCUUCUCGACUGUUGGUCUAAUUGUGUUUUUGAUCACCUAUAUUCACCAUUUAGUUGAUCUAACUUUUCAACGCACAUGAUGUCUCUUGAUUACUUCCUUUGAAAGUAUUGUUGGUGCCAGUGAGUUUAUGAAACUUAUUAUGUUCAUUCUCCUUUUGUAAUCAUCUGUCCUUUUAUUUUUAUUUUCUGUGUUAGUUGUAGACUAAACCUUGGUUGGGUUCAGGAUUUUUAAUCUUUCCUUACAAAUGAAACAAUCUGUGGGUUUUCAAGAACUUUUCAUACUAUCCAUGUUGAAUGGUUAUUUAAAAAUUGUAUGAAUUGUGUCAUUUUAUCAAAACCAAUCUGUGACUUGCAGAAAACCCUAUGUGAUAUGGCUUUUUGACUACCUUAGCAUUUUCUUAUACCAUUUUUAUUUUUCUUAAUUUUGUGUAGUAAUUGUAGGUUCAUUAUAUCAAGAAUAGUGAAUGUGUCUGCCCAUUGUGAUGCUUAUUUAUUAAUCUGAUACAGUUGAGCUCUAAUUACAUGGCACUGCCUUUUUUUCCUCAUAAAAAAGAAAACCAUAAGUUUGGUUAAGUGUUCAAAGUUGGAAUCUGUUGUGUUUUGCUUUAUUGUCUAUCAACACUAGUAAACGAAGGAGUCCGUUGAAAUUUGCUCAUGUAUUUUUGUACUAGGACGUUUUUGCUCUGUCUUACAAUGUCAGAAAUAGGUUUUCUGUUUGAGAUUUGUGUAAUUAAGUGAAACGUAUGCCAACACUUAUACAGAAGUGGUGAAGAAACUGUAUUAUCUCAAACGCAUGUCACUUUCAAUGUGCAUUUUGGUGACAACCAGGGACUCAGUGAGCAAUGUGCGACAAGUAAUUAUCAGCAAUGAAUUUUUAAGGUGCAUUUAUGUUGGUAAUCAUUCCCCUCCUUUUUCAACACUUUUCUUAAUUUCUUUGAUGCUUUUUGCUCUUUUCAGUCUUGUUGUUAAUGCUUUUGUACAACAAAGAAACAUCACACUUGAUUGAUCAACUUAGGCUUUUGACAGUUUUUGUGUUGAAAGAGAUGAACAAGUCUCUCCAUGCUCACCAGUUUCUUCUUUUUUUUCUUUUUUUUUUACCUUUAUCUCUGCUGAGUAAAAGUGUUAUCCCAACUCUUGUUUCACUUGCCCUUUUUUCAUGUACCUGUUAUGAAACAUAGUAGAAUUGACAUUUUGCUCCUCAAAAGAAUAAAAGGUGCAUUAAAUAGUUGUUUUCAAAACAAGUGGAAAUUGCCAAUUUAUUUUGGUGAAAUUUUAUUAUAUAUUGAUUCAUUCACAUGGAUUGAAGGUUUUGCUGCUCUGGAUGCUAAUCUGUCGGCAUACCCCAGAAAAACUGCAGGCUUUUUAGACUGUUACCUACUGCACAUACAGUACUACGUAGUAUUUAUAUUUAGUUCAUAAUUUUAAUUGAGUUUGUACGCUUCAUUCUAUCUCCCCUUUUUUUACAUUUUUUUUUCUUUUUUCAUUCCAUUGCGCUUGCUUGAAGGGGUGUUCAAAAUGUGAUAUUAACCUUUCUUGUUUUUGUUUUGUAGAUAGCAGGAAUUGCAAAGAGGCUGAAAUUUGGAAGUUUGAUAUUUGCUUUCAUGUUUCUUCAUCAGCUAGUUAUAGAUUGAGAAGCUAAGGUUUUUGGUGUUGUCAUAGUUUUCUGGACCUCUAACUCAAAAUAUCUUGUACUCCUAACAAACUUAAAAAUGUUUCUCUUAUCUUGGUGCUUUUUGUGCUGAAGCAAACAUUGUUUUAAUUUAUUUGACUGUCUGUGCUCUAAUUUCAGUUUUGAUCUAAAUGUACGAUCCAAGUGGUAUCUUUGUAGUAUCAUUAACUUUUCAGGUUUCCUAUUCUUAAUUCAACAUAUUUGUAAGACACUUUUCUAUCAAUGUUCCUUGAAAUAGGACUUCUUUUUCUGUAAUUUCCUCACAAUUUUUUUCAAUUUGAGAAUCAUUGAUGUAUGUUUAAUCAGUGAUUACCACUUCAUCAUAUGCUCUAGACUAUAGAAAAUGUAAUCAUAUGAGGAGUUUUGUGUCCAUGUCUCAUGUGAAGUGUUUACUCUUCUGCUUUUAUCUCCUAAUAUUUAGGUACAUAUGUUUAAAUGUUAGGCACUUUUUUCUGGUAAUCAUUUUGUGUGAUACUUAUCUAGGUAGCUUACUGACAGUGCAUUAGCUUUAAGUACCGAUGUCUACUGUAAUGUAAAUUUUUUUUGAGAUACAGUAUAUGAAAUGAAAUGUUUGGUUCUCUAAGAAAACACAUCAACUUUCACUUUUUCCUUUACCUUUUUUUUUUUUUUUGGUGUAUAAAAAAAGAAAGUUAUUUUUGACAUUGUAGCGGAAGCUCAUCUUCGUCAUUUGUACUGUGCAGUAUUAUAAAAGACCUUCUUCCUGUUUAUGUAUGAUUAGAUGAUUUUUCAUUAACAUAAUCCACAAUAAAUGUAUGUUGUGAGUAUAAA